AAAUAAAGAUGGAGUUUUAAUGAAGUAAGUGGAAGAAUCUUGGGAGGAGCUUAUAUCAGCCAUGUCUGUUCAGAUAAAAAAAGAGCCAGGCUCUGGUGCCAGCACUAGUGGUACAAGUUUGUCUGGAACACAGGUAGAUAUAAAGAAAGAACCAGGAAUAAAUAGCAGCCAAAACUCAGUCUCUGCUAAAGCACAGCUGAUUAGUAAAAUCAAGCUAACACUGAUGCAAGCAUGGAGGGACCGCUGGACAGAAAUUCAGUGGGCCAUCCAGUUAAAGAAGCUCAUGGCAGCUUACUCGUCUGAAUCUGUGGAUGUUGCUGAAAUUCUGAUGCAGCAGGCACUUGUUGGAAGUAGUCCUAACUCACUGAUCCUUUCUUACCUAAAACACAGUGUGCUUUCUUUGAUGAUUCCAUUCAACACUGUGCUAAAGUAUAUCACUGAGUUUGAAGACUUUUCCAGACCGUACUGUGUUCUAGCACUUUUAAACCUUGCAGAAAUGUUUGGAUCAAAGAUCAGCUUUAGCCCAUGUCAAGAUUCACCCACACAACUGGUACGCACAGUGCUCAGUCUGAUACAUUGGCUAGUCAAGGCACAGUUGGUCUGCCUGCAGCGCCUCCAAGAGUCCCGGUCAGGCCAAUUACCUGCCGAAUACUUUGUUAUUAUGGACAAUGCAAGUCGUGCUAUUGGGAAUAUACUUGAGCGCAGAACAGUUUGUAGUCUGAUGCAGAUAGCUAGAAAUGAUGACCCCGAGGCUUAUAGGGAGUUUGAACAGUGUGAGCUAAAUGUCAGAGGAACACUCAGUCAACUGUCAAGAAGUGCAAUAUCUGACGAAACUAAGGACAAAAUUAGCUCAGCUCUGUCUCUUCUAUCAAAAAUCAAUGGGGCACCUGCUAACUUGGAGCCAGUGUUGGAGAUCAUGCACUCGCCCAUUUACCCAACAAUCAAUGGCCUUGUUACACUAGAAGCCAUACUCAACUCCAGCAGUGAGAUUCAGCCAUUUGUGGAUCAGAUUCUGGUUGUUUCAAGGCUUAUGAAACUGCCAAUGCCACAAAUGUGUUUGGAGAUAUUCCGCGCCUGUUUCAUGGGUUUCGUCGACUCCAAUGAGUUUGGUGAGGACUAUCAGUGGGCGACUUUCACAUUUUUAAAAGUGCCGCGUAUAAUCGUCUGUAUAAAGCAGCAGAUGCCAGACUGGGAUAUGGAGACAGACAUUGAGAAAGCUCUUGAGAUGUUGCUAGAGCUGUCCCACCUCCUAGACCAGACAGACAUCAAACAAAAUUUUGACAUGUUCGUGCAGUUUAUCAUCGAACUCCACAAAGCCAAUAUUAUCACAGAAACACAAAAAAUAUCUUUUAGUCAGAAAAGAUCAGAGCAGCGAAGUCGCCUCCGUCCUUCUGAUAUAUCUGGCACCAAUGAGGGUAAAAACUUGAGUCGAGUCACACAUGCUGAAGCAACAGUUACCAGCAUCUUAAAGGGAAGUGCAACUUUGGACAGGAUGUUGAAGUCCUUAGAUUCUGAUCCACAAAAAAACUCAGAUUCAAUGGUCAAGGUGUUGACUAUCAUGCUACAGAGCCACAGCCUUGAAAUUUUGCGUCUUGCUGCUGCAAGUACUGGGAGGCUCCAGGACUUUUUGUAUAAACUUAUUCGUAUCAAUGAGCUUGCCUCACAGACCACUAGUGAGUCCUUGAAAAUACCAAACAGGAGUCAAAUGUUUGAUGUGACGUUUCUCAUGAUCACAAGUAUCUUCCAGCAGAAUGGCAUUGGGAUAGCACUUGCUAACAAAGAAAAUGAAUACUCCCUGGUUGUUCAAUGGGCGAAAAAAUGGCUGCCAGAGGAAGGGAAAUAUAAAAAUGUGGAGUUUUCAGACGAGCAGGAGAAAAUAGACUGCAUACUGAAUCUUAUGAUGAAUUAUUCUGAAAUUGUUCCAUGUUUAUCGAUCAGUGGAUGGAAAGAGCUGAUCAUGUUGCUGCCGUAUGCAAUGCAGGAGAUUCUGUUUGCUCUGGAACACAUGUCUCUUACACUGGAGAAAGUCAAGUCCAUCAUUGACCACAUCCGCAAGCAGAAUGUAAAGAGCUUGAUCCUGGUGUGCACGACGUACCUGUGUAGCUACAUGAAUAUGGUGGGCGCUAGCGCCAGAGCCAAGCCUCUCAAGAUGCUGGAGUUCUUCACAGCAUCCUUGGGCAUUGAAGGGAAGCAACCCAUUCAAGCUAUUAUAGACAACAUAAUCUUUGAUAUACUGCCCGAGGGCCAUCCUCAAAGGCCACUGAGGCCUUAUCUUUUGACUGGCAAGAAACUGACCAGCGAGAUCAUGAAUGACACGCUGAAAGAUUCGUUCCAUCGAGGCUGGCUGAACCUGGCGUCCUUGCACACACUGGAGCAGCUGCUGGUGUUUAGAGGGCCUGACUGGUUCUGUGGUGAAAUGGUGGAGCAUCUGUUGAAACAGAACCACAUUGAUGACGCAUCUCAGUCUCUUAGCCUGGCUUUCGCGAUCAUGCACAUGGACCUGGAGCGCAUGACCAUAAGUUUACUACGUCGGGUGCUGCCGCGCCUCUUGUCCACACCAAAAACCAAUGCACUGACUGACCCCAGGGGCCACUGUUUAGCCAAGCUUUGUGUGCUCAGCAUAACAGCCACGCAGAGGUCAAAAAUUGGUCAGAAAGAACCUUACAUCAGACGGCUACACAAGCGCAGCCUUGUUGAUCUGGAUUUAGACGAGGAUUUAGAUGAUGGCGACACAUCCCCAGCUAAACUUAGAAAGCUAUCAGAACCUCAGCUUAGUCUAAGUUUGGAGGAGUUUAAUUUAGCGGCCAUUGCUGACAAAGAAGAUGGUGAAGUGAUGCCCUCAUUUGACAUGAAGGAGCCAUUAAACAAAGCUUUAGUGAAUCUCUUCCUAAUGAUGAACACCAUUCUGAUGAAUCGCACCCUAACACCACGAACCUGGUUCAUUGUCUCAUUUAUUCAAGAAGCCAUCAAAUGUGGAGGGGCUCAUACACGCUUCAUAUUUCAAUUCAUGCCCCAAAACAUGCUAAAUCAAGUUAUGCGAUCAUUGCCUGGCGUGUUUUCUGACGAUCAUAUCCUGAGGAUUUGUGAUCUGUCGACCAUUUCUGGUAGAAAAAUGGCAGCUAAAGCCAUUUGUAACAAUGCUCAUAUUUCAGAAUUAAACUUGCUGGAUUAAACCAUUAUAUAUAUAUAGUUAAUGAACUAUGAUGUAUGCAUCAAUUCCUGUGUAAAUUUGUUGAAUAAAACCAAUACA
Messenger RNA from Physella acuta, 3250 nucleotides. RefSeq names its product mediator of RNA polymerase II transcription subunit 24. The record is from RefSeq and is a predicted model, not a curated record. Gene Ontology annotation, molecular function: transcription coregulator activity. Lineage: Eukaryota; Metazoa; Mollusca; Gastropoda; Physidae. Gene Ontology annotation, cellular component: mediator complex. Gene Ontology annotation, biological process: positive regulation of transcription initiation by RNA polymerase II.